ACAAGUGUUUAAACUAAAAGUAUAAUUACAAUCCUGCUAUUGCGUCGCUGAAUAUCUGAGAGAUAGAGAUAUGUAUCAGGGAUAUUAAACUUAAACCAGUUGAUUGAUGUGCUGGUGAAAAACUCAAUGUGACAGCGAUGUAUAUGGAGAGUGUCAUGUUGGCCAUAUUACUGGUGUUGUCGGCCGUCGGUCCUGCCCUGUCCAACCUGGCUUUGAUUAUUAUCGACGUUCAGAACUGUUUCCUCUCAGGUGGUACACUAGCAGUCGAAAACGGCGAUGACGUCAUUUCCGUAAUACAGCACAUCCGGCUGAAGUAUAAGGACCAAAUUUCCUUGACGGUGUUCACGCAAGAUUGGCAUUGUGCUGAUCACGUGUCAUUCGCUUCACAACAUGUGGGAAAACAACCGUUUACAGCCAUCGAUCUGCUGUACACAGAUAAUGGGACACUAUGCCCAGUCAAUAGCAGCUGCGACUCCACUCAUAAUAUUAGUCAGACGCUGUGGCCGGACCAUUGCGUUAUAAAUACGACAGACGCACAGCUUAGUUCACAGUUGGAACAACAUCCAGGAGAUAUCGUUGUCAAAAAAGGUUAUCACUGCCAGGUCGACUCGUACUCGGGUUUCUUCGACAAUGGCGGGUUUUCGCACACAGAGCUUGACAGUCUCCUUAGGCAGCGUAAAAUCACUCGUCUCCUGGUGACCGGCCUCGCGCUAGACUUCUGUGUCUACUAUACCUCCAAGGACGGACAGGCGCUGGGUUAUGAGACGUACACAGUGGCUGAUGCCUGUCGACCUGUCAGAAAAGAUAACGUGGACAGUGUUCUCCAAGACCUUAGAACAAAAGUACCUUCACCAACGCCCGUUAGCGAGUUUCCAAUAUCUGCAGGUCCAGCAUUGAAGUCUCCUAGCAAUACGGAAUACCAAGGAACAGUGAAGCUACUUACAAGUGCUUCUAGUAGACCGUAGUCUAAGUUGUUCAGAGUUCCAGGAUAGAAAGGUAUGGUCGCUCUAUUUGUUAAGGGUUUCUUAGAUAAAAGCACCAAGGCCGGCGUGUUGAUUCUCUGGCCAUCUCCGACUGGGACUGGGUUACUACAUCUGAACAAUGGUCACGUUGCGAAUGCAAUCCAUUAUAACUCUAGUGGUCAUAGCAUGUUUAAAGUGAUACACUUAUUAAAAAUACAUACACAUGCAUAACAAACUAAAAAAUCGGAUAUCAGAAAACAUUAAUCAUUUAAGUGACAUUCUAUUUCAAAAUCAAUACAUACACAUUUAUACCAACAUUUUCGAGUGAUAAACCUUUAACUACAUACUAAAUAAGGUAUUUAUGAAAAAUAUUAAUUACUGAUAACAAGAUUGUAACCGUGUAUUGCAUAGAUGCAAACGCAAAAAAUAAAAUAAAUGACGGUGAGUGUUAAGAGAUUUGCUGUGAUCUACAAUCGUUUCAUAAAGUAGAAAUACCGUGUUUUCUGCAGCUUUCUUUCAAAUUAAACUCUUUAUCCUUCAUAAGAACCAUUUGUUUUCGACAUUUAUUCAUCCUUUUUUAUAUAUUUAAACAAUUUCAUUAAUUCUGAUAAAUCUUAUUUGGGAGUAAGAGUGCAUCUUUAGGAAUAUAAUUUCAAAGCAUCACAUUUGUGCGCAACGCUGUUAUCUUAUUCUGAUUGAUCUGCACUUAAACAUACGAGUAAAUCAAGCUAAAGUGGUUAAAAAAAUACAUAUUACUUGCGUAUAUUUAACAGUAAUAUAAAAGAAUUGAUCGCGUGCAUGGGGAAUAUUGUGUGUUUUGGUUAAGUUGUUCCAAGUGAAGUUAAUUGUGCCAUGAGAUUGAAAACUAAAAAGAACAACAUAAUGUUUUGACAUAAGUCCACAUGGUUUGUGCUAUACGACAACGACAUUGGUAAACAUUCUAAAAUUCACUGAGAUUUCCGAAUAGAAUACUAAACACUGCUAACUUAACAUAUAUGAAUCCAUCUUACGUGCUAAUUGCAAGUCCAACAGCCGUUGUCCUCAAACAAAUGAUACAGUCCUGUCCGCUUACAGCUGUUAAAGGGGCAUAUUGCGCCAGACAGUUCGUUAUACCACAGUUUAUCAACUCCGCCCCUACUUGUCCCUUCGCAAAUUCUGUUGGACACAGUGACUCCAGACAUCCGAAGAAGCUAUUUAACAGGCUGUAGUCACACAUUGGAACUACAAAAAAAGACAAGAACAAAGCUUGUAGUAUUUCGAAGAAAAUGCCAGCCUUAGUGCAGUACAGUAGAUGGUAUUACAUCAUAAAAGUAUUCACUAUGGAGCCAUUGAGUUUGAUCUGAUACUCACUGACAGAAAUUCAUAUUGACCGUUGCGCAGCCGAGUUCAAAAUGAUACUUUGCCAGUGAUGAUAGGACCAUAGUCAAAACCCGUUGGCUCGAACUCACUUGGCUCGAAAUCCUCAUUGGCUCGAACUAUAUGUAAAGGACCGAUUUCUUUAUACUGAAGGUAUACGGAUGGUAAACGUUCCCGCUAGGCUCAAUUUUUAUGAGGCUCGAGAUAUUUUCACCGGUCCCUGGGAGUUCGAGCGAUCGGGUUUUAAUUGUUUAUGGCUUCCUAGCCAAAAUAUGUGUUAUUAUAUUCCGAUUCAUCAACAAACAAGAAACAAACAACAUAAGCAACACUUACUCAAGACAAAGCUUAAAAGCGCUCACAUAAUGUUCUGCUUCAUUUUGCGUCUCUACACCGAGAAAAGUGUGAUUUGACGCCCAAGCUAUUUCGGCGCUAGCGUUUGUUUAUUUCUGAUGAAUUUGUAUCAAUGUUGUGUUCGUAAAUACACCAUUCUUAUGAGUAAGGAAAGAACAAUGUCAUGAAAUAUGAUAUACUAGUAAAAUAAUUUCAUCGCCGAUCGUGUUUUUAAUGCAUCAUUCCAUUGUAACCACGGCCCCUAGGGCUUGGGAAUAGCGGGGAAUUUGACCUUCGGUCCAGCCAAUCCCGGGUAAAAUCCCCGCCAUGCGGUGACAAACAGCUGGUAAAAUCCAACAUGUCAAUUACAGCACGGGCCCCCAGGUCAUGUGAAUAGCGUGGACUUUUACUUUCGGUCCAGCCCUUCCAAGGUAAAAUCCCCGCUCUGCGCAGACAAACUCCUGGUAAAAAGCCUGGUAAAAGCCGCUCGAAAUGCCCCUGCACCCCGGGGACAUUCUAUGUUAGGCCCAUAUCCCGCUAUUUUCGGCGCGAAAACAAAACCACCACGUUUCCCCGGCACUGCGGGGCCACUUUGAAGGUUAAAACACGGCCCUUUCCUCCCGCUAUCCCUGUUAUACCCCCGGACUGGGGGGGGGGGCGUGGUUACAAUUGACUGGUGCAUAACCAAUGAGAAUUUGUCUAUCUAUAUACAAUGUACUAUAUUUUUAUUAUCAUUAACUCACAUUGAACGAAACGUGUUAAUUCGCGAUUAUUGACGGAGCUCUAUAACACGUAUUGACACAUAACUAUUAAUGCGUAAAUAUGAAACAGUGAAAACAUCACAUGCUGAAAAAAACGUAUUAAGCGGCGUCCUAUUAUUUUAAAAUUUACGCAUAAAACACUUUUGACAAGCAGACAUGAUCUCCGCCAACACCUACGGAAUUAGCUGGAGUUCAGUUAUAGAAGAUUGCUUUUUUGGGUAAUAUUUAAUUGUUUCUACACGGGCCAUUUUCUCAAAAAUACUUAAGUCUGUUUUAACAUGAUUAAGUUAAGCCCACUAUUUUUGUUUUUCUAUAAUUUGUGAAAUAUUUACUAUUUUGGAAGAUUUUAUACCGUUAAUUGAAGUUAUUUGUCUGAUAAUUAUGAAAAACUUAUUUAUAAAAAUCAGGUUAAAGUAAGAAAUUUUGCUUAACAAAAUAAGCUACUUAAGUCUGUUAAGGUUCGAGAAAUCAGGGACGCCAGAUCUUAAAUUAACGUUUUAUGUGUCCUGUCAAUGAAAUUUAAAGCUACACUCCCACAGAUUGACAGUUCAGACUUUUCUUUUCAUUUUUGUCGUAAGUCAGCUGAUAGUGGCAUCAAUGCCUUCACAACAGUCAUAUAAGAAAACUAACUGAUUCGAAUUGUUUGGAAAACUGCCCCAAAACCGAUUUUUCUAAACGCGUAAGAAACGCAUUUAGCCAUAAAACAUGCAUUUUUUAACGUUAAUAUGAAAAAUGCGAUCUGAUAUUUGAUCAGCAGUCUUAUAUCACUGGUUUCCAGAUAUUUGCGCCAAAAUUGGCUCAUUCCACUACAAAAAAAUCAAAAAGUUGUCAAAACGAUCAUUCUGUGAGAGUACAGAAUGUACUUUAUUUAAAACAAAAAACGGUUUAAAUGAUACAAACGACAAUAUUUAAUAACAGGGAAUAGAUUGUUUAAUAAAAUGCAAUAAUUAUUAUUUGAAACUAAAUUAUCAAUAUAAUAGGUAAACAAAAAUAACCUCUUAGUGCGUCGUUAAUGAAAAUAGUGUCGUCCUUGAAGCUAUGAAGCGAGCUGAAGGAAUGUGGGUAUACAGCAUUCACACCAUCUACCAAGCUCUGCACAUCAUCCUCAAACAUUACCUUUAAAGCACGAAAACAAUUUUUUUUAUUUCAGCUAAUACAUUCUCACUGUAUACCAUGGUCUGUACAACAACCUCGAACAUUACAUUCAAAGGACAAAUACACAUUUAUUAUAGCUAAUACAUGCCCACCAUCAACCAGGAUCUGUACAGCAACCUAAAACAUUGCAUUUAAAGCUUACACAAACAUUUAUUACAGCUAAUACAUUCCCACCAUAAACCAGGCUAUGAACAAGUACCUCAAACAUUACCUUUAAAGCACGAUUUUUUUUUGUAUUUAAGCUAAAACAUUCCCACCAUAAACCAUGCUAUGUACAAGAACCUUAAACAUUACAUUCAAAACACAAAACAAUCAUUUAUUACAGCUAACACAUUCCCACCAUAAACCAGGCUAUGAACAAGUACCUCAAACAUUACCUUUAAAGCACGAUUUUUUUUUGUAUUUAAGCUAAAACAUUCCCACCAUAAACCAUGCUAUGUACAAGAACCUUAAACAUUACAUUCAAAACACAAAACAAUCAUUUAUUACAGCUAACACAUUCCCACCAUAAACCAGGCUAUGAACAAGUACCUCAAACAUUACCUUUAAAGCACGAUUUUUUUUGUAUUUAAGCUAAUACAUUCCCACCAUAAACCAGGCUCUGUACAAGAACCUUAAACAUUACAUUCAAAACACAAAACAAUCAUUUAUUACAGCUAACACAUUCCCACCAUAAACCAGGCUAUGAACAAGUACCUCAAACAUUACCUUUAAAGCACGAUUUUUUUUGUAUUUAAGCUAAUACAUUCCCACCAUAAACCAGGCUCUGUACAGCAGCCUUAAACAUUACAUUCAAAGCCCACACAAACAUUUAUUGCAGCUAUUACGUUCCCACCAUAAACCAUGGUCUGUACAGCAUCCUCACUCAUUUGUUCAAAGCAUAAACAAAUAUUUAUUGCAGCAAAUACCCUCCCACCAUAAACCAGACUCUGUACAAUAUCGUAUUUAGUUUAAAAAAGUAAUUUAUGGCUCAAAUAAAUGGAGUUGAGAAGUAUAUUGUUUGGUUCCGGAGUAUGACGCAUGUCCAAAACUGCACCCUAGAGUUGUGCCUCCUCUAACGCCAAAUCCUAGAUCCGCCACUGCUAUUUACUAAUUCAUAGACCAGGCCCCAAUAUCACGAAAAUACUUAAGUCAAAUCUCAAACUCAGUCUCAACACAUUUUAUCACAUAGCAUUAAAAUUUAUUAAAAAUCACAUGUGUUUUUUAACAGUUUUAUAAGCGCAUUCUAUCACAGAAUAUUCUGAUAAAAGCCUUUGGUCGAAUUCCAAAGUAAAUAUAUUUACAGCCAAAAAAUAUAUUUGAGUACAAUUCUGUAUUUUUUAUAAAAUACUCAAGUAUAAUUCAUGUUCAAGAAUGAGUUUUCUUUGAAAAAAUGACAAAAUCUUUUUAUCAACACAUUCUAUAAGGAAAUACGUUUUCAAUAAGUAUACAACUUGCAAGAUUUUGAAGAAUAUUACGCUUUUAUAUGGUGAAAUGAGUUGAGACUGAGUUUGAGAUUUAACUUAAGUAGUGUUGUGAUAUUGGGGCCUGUUCAUUGACACUUCUGUCAGGCCAUAAAGUAGAACUAGUCGAAUGUAAGACAAUUUAAAGGUAACAAUGUCUUGCUAAUGAGGCCCUAAAUCACUCAACUAUCCUCAAACUACUGUGGUAUGUAUGGUUUAAAUGUCGGAAUGUGUGUUAAAAGUCCCGCGCCGAGUAAAAAAUCUGACUAUUAUAAGUUAAAAAAAAAAUAAAAAUAAAAAAUAUUCAAACCUCCUGCAAGCAAAUCACAUCGGAUUCUGACUGCAAUAACUGUUGGAUAAUCUUGUCUCUCCGUUCAACCUUGUUCACAUUAGCAGAAACGUUUCUCACAGUGAUCGUUGGUGGUAUUCCUGGCACGACAUCGGCUUCCUGUAUAUCUUUGUUCACCAAGACUGCAUUGUAUGUCAAGGCCUGAAAUGUGCAUAUUUAAUAUUUAAAAUCCUCCGGUCUUUUGUAUUGUUUUAAAGUGUACACCGUACGUACGAUUAGCAUCAUAACAAGAUUUGCAUGCAGUUUUAAUUGUUAUUUUCGCGUUUGUUCUGGAGGAAUGAAUUCAGAGAAAACUGCAAAUAGGCGGUCGAAACCUUUUCGUUAAGACCUUAAACACCAGCCCAUGGCACUGGCACUGGAAUUUCAAACUCAAUCAUUUUUUUAAAAAAAUAUAAAAAAAAUCCUAUAUUUCCAUACUUAAAAUACAAUAACAAAAAAAUGUGAAAACAUAUUAAAAAUAUUUUGUUUCUAAAUAUGCACUUUGUACAGUAUAUAUAUUGUUAGUAUAAAUAUACAGUACACAAUCAAUAUUUCUUUCACAUUUUUGGCUUUGUAUUUUUAGUCUAGAAUUAUGAGAUUUUUUUUAUUUAAAUAAAAGGAUUAAGCUUGAAAAUCCGGUGCUAGCGGAUCUGGGUUACAUGGUACAUGGUUCUCGCACUUGUUUACAUAAAGUUUUAUAAACAUGGUAUAAGUAAAACAGUUAUUUCCUUAAAGUUAUUAAUUAGAACAUUUUAGUGAUACAGUCAAAACUCGUUUUGUCCAAGUCGUUUGGACAACGGACAAAAAACGUCGAGAUAGCGAACAUUCGAGAUAACCGAAAUACAAAAAAGUGUAUAACUGAACCGAAAAAAGAAUGAAAAAAGUUCUACAUAACAAGAACUCCGGUUACUCAUGUCGAGUAACCGAGGUUACCAACAAGUGAAAUGUUAGUUGUUAUUAACCGAAGGUCAACGUAGGGUCAAUUCGCAUGAGUUGUUUAUCGCUCUUCUAAAUUUCUAUUGGUCAAGUAAAUUCUCGCUUUACACGUAAUAAUCCUUUGUGGUAAAGCUUUCUUUCGAAUCAAGCCAUCGUCAGUACAAGGUGUGUUAAAAGUUUUAAUUUCAUCGUCAUUUAAAAAAACAAACAAAAAAAACAAAAAACUAUUUGAUAUUAAUUAUAUUGCUUCGUCAAAAUUAAUUUUAUAAGUGAUAUGUAAUAUUUAUCGGCUUCACAUUAUUAUUGGUUUUCAUAUGUCUAGUCAUGAUCGAUAUUUGCUCAGCUGUUUUUGACAGAGCGCACGUGGUCACCGGUAUACUACUUAACUAUACCUUGGUUUGUUACUGUAAAGCUGUAUGGUAAUGAUAGCUCCCGCUUAAUUAUCUGAGCUGAGAGGACGCGUUCUGUCAUUCGGGUUUUUGUUUUCAAUACUUGACUUCAAUAUGCAUCUUUUCGGCUCAGGGGAAAUUAAAAUUUAUAACUGUGUGGGACAAGUAUAUUUAUUAUGCAAUAGUGAUUUAGUGGCUCCGGCCUUGUCAUAAAGUAAAUAUUAACUAUAAGAACUGUAAGUGAUAUAAGCUGUGGUUAAAAUAGAUUUACUCGCUCAUGGUUAAUCAUGCUGUCAUUUCCUUGUUUACUUUUCUUUUCGAUUUAUUGACAUGUCUGAGACGGAUCUUCGCGAUAUCAUACACGAGCUGCGGACGGCCAAGCGCGCCAGGUUCGAGACGGCCACGCCGGUAACAGGGACACAGUCCACGUGCACACAGGUGAACACCAUGAACGCACCGCCUGCCAGCCACGUGGUUCAGCCGUCAUGAGCACCGACAAGCGCCGCGACAUUUAGUGCCACAUCAUACAGCGACUCGCUACCCAUGAGGUAUUCGGACGUGCAGGCCGCCCAAAGCCAGAGCACGGAGUUUACUACGCCCUUGGUGAAUCAGGCACAUUGUGAGCAAGUUUUGCCAUUACCAUCGCUCUAUUGAAUGACGUAAAACCGGGGAAGCUGGCGACCCAGUGCAGAAAGUUCAAUGUGCGCAACGGCCAUUAGAAGUUGCCAGACGAAUACCCCGAAGAAUCCAAGUCCGGCGAGGCUCCCAUAGACUAUAUGAAAAAAUGUAUUUUGUGUCUCCUAAGCAGAAUGUGUAAACUAUCAUGAUACCUUGCUUUUGUUGAAAGGGUUUGUACGUUGAACACCGCGUCAAUACCCGUUGUACUAAGUACGCCAUACUUCUAUUGGUUAGCGCUCGGCAGCACCUUUUCUAUCCAAAUCUUAAGCAAAUUUAUCAUUAACCAUUUUAAAGUGCUUUCCGAACAUUGCUUUUCCGUGACGGAAUUCACUUACAUUUGCUAAAGAAUGAAUACUUGUAAUUGAUAGUUGAUACUGAUUUGCAUAUUUGCUGAGCUGAACUAAAUUGUAUUGUUUAACUGCUGCAAUAAUUGAUUGCUUAUUUUCAACCCUGAGGCUUUGGGGUAGGUCGCCAUGGAAGACGCCAAAGUUUGGCAGGUGACCAGUUGGCCUUUAAUCGGGUCAACAUUUUCGGACCAUUUUAUUUCAAAAAUUCAUUUUGGGUCAAGUGGGCCCAAAAUUAGUUUUUUUGCGCUAUGGCCAUUUGGGCCUAAAUAAUUUGUGCUGUGGUCAAUUUGGCCCAGAUAUUUAUAUAUGUGAAAGGGGAGUCUCGCAAAACAUUCCAAACCUUUUAAAUGUAAAUGAACAAAAAUAAAUAUGAUGAAAUAUUUAAUGUGUAACAUGGAAAUAAAGUUAAGAAAGCGUCGCCUUAUUCAGGUUUAGGAAGAGUAUGGUGUCAAAUUAAAUUGGUUUUGGUCAACUUUGUUGAUAACAUCGUGAUAAUGGACUUCGACAUAGCUAGUUUCGACUGUAUAAUUAUACAUUUGUGAUUGAAAUGUUUAUG
Mya arenaria is the source of this 9240-nucleotide messenger RNA. Its product is annotated as nicotinamidase-like. NCBI's taxonomy places the organism in Eukaryota, Metazoa, Mollusca, Bivalvia, Myida, Myidae. The transcript has 9 exons. Bases 138 to 965 code for a protein of 275 amino acids. The record is from RefSeq and is a predicted model, not a curated record.